Aegilops tauschii subsp. strangulata is the source of this 330-nucleotide messenger RNA. Lineage: Eukaryota; Viridiplantae; Streptophyta; Magnoliopsida; Poales; Poaceae. The record is from RefSeq and is a predicted model, not a curated record.
AUGCUGCUCUGCCGCUGGCCCCGCGCUAGUGCUGCACACCUGCGGUCGCGCCCCACUGCUCCCGCCACCGACCAUCGCCCCGCCUCGCCUCGCACCGCAGCUACUGCUUCCUGCGCGUGCCCACUGCGCACGCGCGCGCGCCGCCCUUCUCCCCUCGCCGCCUGCGCCGCGCACGCCGCCGCCCCUGCAUCACCUCUGCCCCGCGGUCGGCCGGCGAGCCACGCCGCCGUCCGUGCGCCCGGGACCGGCGACCCGGCGCCCACAACCCCGCUCGGGUGCCCCGCCAAGUCCUGGCGCCCGAGACCCGCUAAGGCCCCCAGGGCCCUAUGA